Molecule: messenger RNA, 2571 nt
Organism: Dioscorea cayenensis subsp. rotundata (Guinea yam)
Lineage: Eukaryota; Viridiplantae; Streptophyta; Magnoliopsida; Dioscoreales; Dioscoreaceae
Product: RINT1-like protein MAG2
Exons: 4
Coding region: 20-2380 (786 amino acids)
Biological process (GO): endoplasmic reticulum to Golgi vesicle-mediated transport; regulation of ER to Golgi vesicle-mediated transport; retrograde vesicle-mediated transport, Golgi to endoplasmic reticulum
Cellular component (GO): Dsl1/NZR complex
Source: RefSeq, a predicted model, not a curated record
UCCUCUGAGCUUCAAAGCAAUGGUGGGUGCGUCGCCGUCGACGCCGCCGCCGCCGCUUCCGAGAAGCACGGCCAUCUCUCCGGCGCUGUUGGGAUUCCUCUCUUCCUGCCUCCACACUGCUGACGACCUCUCCCGCGCAUCCGACCUAGAAGUUGAGCUUCGCUGCCGUUGCUCCGAUCUCGAGACGUCUCUCUCUGAUCUCGGACAAAGGCUCUCAGACUCUAUCGCCGCUCAUGCCUCAAGGUCGGCGGAUGCCCGUGGUCUCCUUGCCAGUGUCCGCACGGGGCUAACCCAAUUCCGAUCUCCUGCUUGUGGGUCACCUCGAGAUGGGAGGAGCGAGCAGAUCGUUGCGGAGGAGCUGCCGGCGUUGGCCAGAGAGGUGGCAAGGGUGGAGACUGUGCGAGCUUAUGCUGAGACAGCAUUAAAGCUUGACAGUCUGAUUGGUGAUGUUGAAGAUGCGGUUUUUUCUGUGGCUGGAAAACUUAGAGCUCCUAGUGCAGUUAAUUCAGAGGAAAUUCAUCUAACAGCCAGCAACUCUUUGAAGCAAAUAGAGGACAUCCUGACUUCUGUUUCCGGAUCAAGGCCACAGUGGACCCGCCUAGUCUCUGCUGUAGAUCACAGAGUUGAUCGAGCUUUAGCAGUUCUAAGACCACAGGCAAUUGCAGAUCACCGCUCUCUACUUGCAUCGCUUGGGUGGCCUCCUCCACUCUCCACUUCUAAUUCUGUGAAUUCUACCACAGUGAAAUCUGCAGAUUUUACCAAUCCUCUUUUCACAAUGAAUAAGGACUUGAAGACCAAGUAUUGCAAUAGUUUCCUUUCCCUAUGCAAGCUCCAGGAGCUGCAGAGUAGAAGGAAAUCCCGACAACUUGAAGGGCAUAAUCUGCAAAUAGCCCUACGCCAACCACUGUGGGUGAUUGAGGAGCUGGUUAAUCCAAUAUCACUGGCAUCACAGCGCCAUUUCUCAAAGUGGAUUGAGAAGCCAGAAUUCAUCUUUACUCUUGUCUACAAGAUCACCAGGGAUUUUGUGGACUCCAUGGAUGAGAUUUUACAACCUAUGGUUGACAAGGCAAGACUAGUGGGUUACAGUUGCAGGGAAGAGUGGAUUUCAGCUAUGGUGACCUCACUUACCACUUAUCUAGCAAAAGAGAUUUUCCCAAAAUAUAUAGAUCACCUGCAGGAAGGUGAUCUGAGUGAUGUCUCAUCACAGGCUAGGAUCUCUUGGCUUCAUCUCGUUGAUUUAAUGAUUACUUUUGAUAAGCGAGUUCAGUCCAUGAUAACAAAUUCAGGACUCUCAAUAUCUGUAGCAGAUGAAGAGAAUCUACAGAGGGUCUCAUUUCUUUCUGUUUUCUGUGAUCGCCCUGACUGGCUUGACAUAUGGGCUGAGAUUGAGCUUGCGGACGUGCUUUCUAAGCUGAAGCCAGCAAUAGAGGAUGAUAAGAUUUGGAAGACAAAGAUUCAGGGGACUGUGCUCAUGUCCGGUUCAGAGGAUUAUAAAUCUGCUGCAGUUUCUGGUGUUGUUCUGCAAUGCUUAUCAGCUAUCAUAGAUCGAUCUCGGCCAUUGCCAAGCAUUUCGCUUAGAACAAGGUUCAUCAGAUUGGCAGGGGCCCCUAUCAUUCGAGAAUUUUUGGAGUGCUUGCUUCGCCGCUGCCAGGAGGCAGAGGGGCUUACUGCCUUAGCAGAUGAUGAUGCUUUAACUAAAGUUUCUAACUCAAUUAACGCAGCUCGGUACUGUGAAUCGAUUUUAACAGAGUGGUGUGAGGAUGUCUUCUUUCUGGAAAUGGAAACAAUAUCCAAAGAGGGUAAUGGAGGGAGCUGUAUUUUUGAGGAAGAGCUUAAUGCAUUAAAGAAGUUCCGAAUUGAAUGGGUUGAUAAAAUCUCAACUGUGGUAUUAAGGGGGUUCGAUGCACGCUGCCGAGAAUACAUCAAGAACAGGAAGCAAUGGCAGGAGAAAGCUGAAGAAUGGACUGUGUCCAAAACCUUCCUAGCUGCCCUGGACUAUCUUCAAGGGAAGAUCUCUAAUCUUGAACAGGAAAUCAAUGGAACAGACUUUGUCGCAGUUUGGCGAACGGUAGCUGGUGCAGUGGAUCAGCUUCUUUUCAGUGGCAUUCUAAUGAGCAAUGCGAAGUUCUAUAAUGGUGGUGUGCAGAGGUUUGGCAGUGAUAUGGAAGUAUUGUUCCGGGUUUUUGCCGCGUGGUGUCUGAGGCCCGAAGGCUUCUUUCCGAGGUUAAGCGAGGCCUUGAGGAUGCUAAAGAUGGAGGAAAAGCAGCUUAAAGACGCAAUACUGAUAUCGAAAGAGAUAUGGUUAAAAGAGAAAGGCUUCAGACUUAUAACGACGGCAGAAGCCGAGAAAAUAAUCAAGAACAGGGUCUUUUCUGGAUGAUAUAUUUCAUCAAUCUUUGUGAUUCAUGUAACCAGAGCAAAAUAAACAAAGCAGAAGUAUUCUUUCAUUUUUUUGGGUUUCAAAGUCUUUUACUUACAUUUGGAGGUUGUAAAUUGUAUCAUUUUCACUGUUUAUUGAACUAGUUUUCAUGAUUCUGAGAUGCAGAAAUAAGAUUGUCAGGUUUGAUUCCA